This is a messenger RNA of Cololabis saira (Pacific saury), 838 nucleotides long. RefSeq names its product urocortin-3-like. Gene Ontology annotation, biological process: digestion; hormone-mediated signaling pathway; adenylate cyclase-activating G protein-coupled receptor signaling pathway. The record is from RefSeq and is a predicted model, not a curated record. The transcript has 2 exons. The coding region runs from base 143 to 502 and encodes 119 amino acids. Gene Ontology annotation, molecular function: hormone activity; corticotropin-releasing hormone receptor 2 binding. Lineage: Eukaryota; Metazoa; Chordata; Actinopteri; Beloniformes; Belonidae. Gene Ontology annotation, cellular component: extracellular region.
AGCUCGGGUCACACGGGUCGAGAGGCUGCAGGGAGACGGUCCGGUCCCACACCUGAGAGACACCUGAGAGACGCUCACGCCACACCAGGACAAGUGCCUUCUCCUCAACUUUCCACAGCGCUGACACUGAACAGCCCCGACCAUGCGGAGUGCGCGGCUGUGCUUGUGCCUGGCUCUGCUGCUGCCGCUGUGUGCCCAGAGCCAGCGGAGCCGCCCGGCCCUGGCCCGGCUGCAUGAGGACGCCCAGCGGGACGCGCUGGCCUUCGACCUGCUGGACUCCCUGCUCCGGUCAGAGCGCCACCUGGAGCUCCGGCGUGCCCGCGCCCCCCGCCCGGCCUCCCAGGUGCCCAAGAGAGCCCAGCAGGGCUCCCGCUUCGCCCUCUCCCUCGACGUCCCCACCAGCAUCCUCAGCGUCCUCAUAGAUCUGGCCAAGAACCAGGACAUGAGGACCAAGGCGGCGGCCAAUGCCGAACUUAUGGCACGAAUAGGCAAAAGGAAAUGAAGCUGACGGAGGAAAAUUUCCCCUCAGAGCAAAGUUAAACCAUCACGGCAACCUAACACCUAACAGACCGCUCAUUCUGCAUCCUUUAGAGUUCCCAUCCAUUUCACUUUUAUACUUUUACAAAAUAACUUACAUCACCUCAUUUUACUCACAAACCACGACACGGCGUGACUCUUGCAACCCGAGCUAGACAGAGUAAUGUAAAGCUGUAACGUGACUAGGACUCUGCCGACCACGUGAGCAACGCCAGGUGAAGCUGGUCUUGUUUUUGAGAGCUCAUUCACCACUGGACCACAGGGGCGUCAGUUGGGUAUGGUUAGCUGCCACACCUCGGCU